Racocetra persica is the source of this 520-nucleotide messenger RNA. NCBI's taxonomy places the organism in Eukaryota, Fungi, Glomeromycota, Glomeromycetes, Diversisporales, Gigasporaceae. The record is from the annotation of a GenBank genome assembly.
GUUAGAUUAUUGAUGAAAUUUCAUGAACCCGUGCAAAAUUUUAGAUAUUUAGUAUUUUCUCGUGUACAUUGCCUGGGUAUUUCGUCCGAAUAUGCGUUGGCUACUAUUACCAAACAGAAAAAGAAUUACUGUUUUUUGGAUACUGGUAACCACUCCAGGCGUUCUAGAUUCAGGUAUCCUAAUUUUGUUAUUAGGGAUGUUAACGAAAGGAUAACUUCUAGUAGACUUUCAGGAGAAUCAACGGGAGAGUUCCUUAUGAGGGUUUACUAUGAAAAUUACUGCGUUUGGAUACUGGUAACCACUCCAGGUGUUCUAGAUUCAGUUGCCCUUCCGUUUAUUAGUCCAUUCUUUUCCGUUGGUGUUGCGAUUUCGUUGAAGUCGUUGUCGUUUUACUGGUGUUCCUCACAUCUUUACUGGUACUUCUCGCGUCAUUUACCACGUCGUUUACUGGUGUUUUACCGGUAUAAUCCUUUGUUGGCAUCACGUCGUCUAAUGGCUAGGCUUACAGUAGAGCUAGAAG